This is a messenger RNA of Rhinichthys klamathensis goyatoka, 7715 nucleotides long. RefSeq names its product desmoplakin a (gene dspa). Gene Ontology annotation, cellular component: intercalated disc; intermediate filament; cytoplasm. The transcript is spliced from 24 exons. Gene Ontology annotation, molecular function: structural molecule activity. Gene Ontology annotation, biological process: intermediate filament cytoskeleton organization; skin development; cell-cell adhesion. NCBI's taxonomy places the organism in Eukaryota, Metazoa, Chordata, Actinopteri, Cypriniformes, Leuciscidae. The record is from RefSeq and is a predicted model, not a curated record. The coding region runs from base 111 to 7607 and encodes 2498 amino acids.
GCAGUCACCGCCGCGCAGAGACGCGCACGAGCACGAGCAGGAGAGGACGAGGACGGUAUCACUCUCACUGCGCUUUCUUUCGCUGACCCGCUGCUUCAACUUCUGCAGAGAUGAGUUUGUCCGGAUCCCAGACCCGGCUCCAACAGAUGAGCCGCAGGUCCACCUCCAGGCCCGACCUCACCGCCAUGGGCUACAGUUUACCGCGGGGCGACGGAGUCUUCAUGAGUGGAAACGGAUACCAGUCCGAGUUCAACGACGGCGGAUACGCGCAGCAGACCUUCACACACUCCUUCUCCAAGAGCUCCCAGGGAGGAGGAGGAGGAGGAGGAGGAGGAGGAGGAGGAGGAGGGGGGACACUGGGCUUGUCCGCGAUGGCUGUCCAGAAGAGAGCGCAGAUCCUCUACCAGGAUUGCUACGGCUUCCUGAAGCGAGCGCAGAACCUCCUGGAGAACAUGGGGCCGGCCGCUGAGGUGGACAAGAACAUGAUGGCAGCACUGGAGACCAUGGAGCAGAUGAAGAUGUGUGCGGUGGAGUUACAGAGCGCCCGAGUGCCCGCCGACAACAUCCUGCGCAGUCUGGAGGAGUGUAUGUUGAUCCACACGGACAUCCGUAACUCCAUCACGGGCACGACUCUGCGCAGGACCAGCGCGGCGAGCGGCGGAUGGGACGACCCCAGCAAGAGCUUGCAGGACGCUUUAGCCUGGAUCAACCAGAAGAAGAGACUCAUUGAGACGUCACCCUUCGGUGAAGAUAGUGAGACCAUCAACCAACAAAUCCUGAAUCACAACAAGUUCCACAGCUCGAUCCAGAGGAGCGUGGAGGUGGAGCGGGCCCGGGAUGAGCUGGUGCAGAGCCGAGAGAAGGGUGGACUCCACGCGCUGGACCAGGAGUGGGACAAUCUACAGAAAAUGUCUCACCAGCGCGUGUCUCAGCUGCGGGACCUGCAGGGCAUCAUCGAGGAGAUCUCCACGGCCAUCAUGUGGGUCAACGACCGGGAGGAGGAGGAGCUGGUGUUCGACUGGGGCGACAAGAACAUCGACACCUACAUCCCUCGCAAACAGGAGAGCUACUCGAAACUGAUGAGUGAUCUGGAAGAGAAAGAGAAAGACCUGAAUAAGCUGAAGACGAAGGUGGACAACCUCCUGAAGAACCAGCACCCAGCGUCAGAUAAGAUCCAGGCUUACAUGGACACGCUGCAAACCCAGUGGAGCUGGCUACUGCAGAUCACCAAGUGCAUCGACGUGCACCUGAAGGAGAACGCCGCCUACAGCCAGUUCUUCAAGGAGGCGAACGAGACGUACGCCAGACUGCAGAAAGACCACGAGGUGAUCCGUAAGAAGUUCUCCUGUGACAAGAGCACACCUCUGGAGAACCUCACAGAAAUGCUCAAGACGCUGGAGAAAGAGAAGGAGAGGAUGAUAGAGAGCAAGAGGCAGGUGCAGACGCUGGUCAGCAAGUCCAAGAGCAUCGUGUGUCUGAAGCCGCGUUACCCCGAGGAGAAGAGCAGCGCUCAGGUCAUGGUCAAAGCUCUGUGUGACUUCAAACAGGACCAGAAGGGGAUUCUGAAGAACGACGAAGGCAUCCUGAAGGACAACACGCAGCGCAGCAAGUGGCAUGUCACCGGACCAGGAGGACUGGAGAUGCUGAUACCAUCCGUGUGUCUGAUCAUCCCACCGCCGAACCCUCUGAGCAUCAGUCUGGCACAAAAGAACGAGCAGUACUAUGAAGCCAUCAUGUCCAUCUGGAGUCAGCUGUUCAUCAACAUCAAGAGUCUGAUAUCCUGGCAGUACUGCAUGAAGGACUUUCAGCACAUCAACUCCCUCACGCUCACAAUGCUGUCACAAAUGCGUCCUGAGGAGUAUCGCAACAUCAUUAAGAGCCUGGAGAUUCACUACCAGGAGUUCAUGCGUCACAGUCUCGGCUCUGAGAUGUUUGGCGAUGAAGACAAGAGAAAGAUGGAGCAGCAGUACGCUGGAGCACAAUCCCAUUACGACCAGCUGGUGAUCCAGCUGCCCAACUAUAGGGAUAAAGGGGGGAAAGGUGGUGUGGGGAAUGUGCAGACAGAUGGGAAGAUCGUGGUGACAACUGGAACAACGGUGACAACUGAAAACACGAUGACAGCUGGGAAACCGGGGACAACUGGGAAACCGGGGACAACUGGGAAACCGGUGGUGACGACUGGGAAGACGGUCACCUCGGGGCUGAACGUCAGUCUCAUGUCAGACCUGAGCGCUCUCAGACGCAGACUAGAGGGAGCGGAGGCCGGCUUGAUUCAGCAUCUCCACGUGCCUCUGAAGGAGAACGGUGUACAGCAGUGCUCACAGAGACUUGUGCUGCUGCAGGGUGUACAUCAUGAUCUGGACACCAUCCAGGACGAGUACCUGCAUCUGAGGGAGAGGAUUUUAAGAGAGCUGGAGGGAAGCACUAACCAAGAGCAGACGCGGUACCUGCGCUCUGAACUGGACCUCAUCAACCAGAAGCUGGGCAGUCUGCAAGGAUUUUCAGCAGCAUAUAUCCAGAGGCUCACUGCUCUUCAAGCCCUGAUCCAGAGCCUCCUGCAGGCUGAGGACAUCAUUAAAGUCCACGAAGCUCGUCUUACAGAAAAAGAGACUUCUUCUCUUGAUCUGAAUGAAGUGGACAGAUACCGCAUGACUCUGAAGAGCAUGAAAGCAGAUCUGGAGAAGAAGAAGGGUGUUUUGAAGACUAUGGAGUCGGAGCUGUCCAAGGCUGUUCACUGGAACGGUCAAAUCGACAAAUCGUUCCAUCAGUGUGACGUGGACCUGUCCAGAUACUCAGAGCAAGUGGGAACGAUGACUGACCGCUGGCGCAGGAUUGUGGCUCAGAUUGACAGCAGGGUCUGGGACCUGGAUAAACAGGAGAAACAGCUGAAUCACUACAAGCAAUCAAGCUCCAUAAUCAACAAAUGGAUUCAGGAAACAAGUCAGCGGCAAGAUGCCUUCCAGAUUACUAAAUUCAGCAGCUUGGAAAAUUUAAUUAAACACCUGGAACAGCAAAAAGCGCUGUAUUCUGAGAUAAAAGGAAAGAAAGAAAAAGUGGAUGAUGUGGUCAAAGACUCAGACAUAUGUGCUGCCUCCAUAAAGGACUAUGAGCUCCAGCUGGCGUCCUACAGCGCAGGAUUGGAGACGCUGCUCAACAUUCCCAUCAAGAAGACUAUGCUUCAGUCUCCAACCACUGAACUCAGGCAGGAGGCCACGGAGCUGCAGUCACACUACAUAGAGCUCUUGACACGUUCAAGUGACUACUGCAAAUACCUUGGGGAAAUGCAGAAUAACAUGGAGGACUUAAUGAGAUGUAAGACUGAAAUUGGGAUUAUGGAGGAGAAUCUGAGACGUCACAAGGAGAACCUUGACGAUCAAACCCGGAAGAACAAGUCACUGGAGGAUAGUAUGACUCACUAUCGGCUGGAGCUGACCCAGUCCAAAGAGAAGCUUAUAUCUCUGGAGGAGGGGAAGAGAACCCAGGCUAGGCAGUGCAGUGCUACUCAGGAAAGCCUGGACAGCACCCAGAAUCAGCUGAAGGGCUUACAAGACGAGAUGUCCCGCCUCACGUUUCUCAUUGAGGAGGAGAAGCGCAAGCGGAGGCUGGCUGAGGAGCGCUACACCACCCAGCAGGACGAGUACGAGCUUGCUAUCCGCAAGAGACAGAAGGAACUGGACGAGCUCAGCAUGUCCAAAAGCCAGUUUGAAAGGGCCAUCAAAGACAAAGAGCGGGAGAUUGAGCGGCUAAGAUUACAGCUGGAUGAUGAGGCCUCCCGGCGGAGUGCAGCAGAAGCUGAGACCUCAAAGGUAAGAUCGCAGUUGAGCCAGGACAUUAAUAGCCUAAAGCAAACUUUUGAAUCUGAGAUCCACAUCACCAAGACCAGUGUGCUCAAGACAACACAGCAGAAGGAUGAGGAAUCUGCAACUCUGAGGCUUCAGAUGGAGAGGUUAGCCUCUGAGAAAAGAGACCUGGAAGAUGAACUUAGAAAGGUGAAGCUUUCUUUCUCCCACGUAGAAGCGGCACGGAGGAAAGCAGAAGAGGACGCACUUCAGCAGAGGUCUUCGGUGAGCGAGGAAAGCAGGAGCAAGAGGGAACUGGAGACAAAGAUCCAGCUCGUAACGCAUCAAAGGGAAGAGAUUGAAACAAGACACCGGGUGGAACUGGCGGACGCCAACAGAGUUGCUCAGGAAAGGGCCCGUGAGAUUACCUUGCUGACCCAGAAUCUACAAGACGAGACCCGACGGAGGAAAGCCAUGGAGGUCGAGAAUCAUAGCAUCAGACAGUCUCAGGCUGAGAUACUCGCUAAACAAACUUCAACCACUGAGGUCAUUAACAAGUUAAAGAUCUCUGAGCAAGAGUUCCUGGUGGUAAAGAGAGAGAUGGAGAUGCAAAAAAAUGAAAAGAGCAAGUUGGAACAGAAUGCCACCAGACUGCAGAGUCGCAUCGGUGAACUGCAGUCCAAGGUGAACGAGUUGCAGGCUGAACUGGAGAAGGAGAAGAGGAAUAAUCAGGAUGACCUCACGAAGAGGAAAAGGGUGGAAACGGAGCUAGAGAGGGUGAACCAGAUGUGCCGGGAAUACACCACUACCAUCACCACUCUACAGGUCCAUAAGGAGCAGGAAAGUGCUUCUGGACGCAAGUAUGAGCUGGAGCUUCGCAGCUCUAAAGAGGAGUUGGAGAGGAUCCGGAAGGAGUACAAAAUCAACUUAGAGAGUCUGACCAAAGUGAAUGCAGAAUUGAAACCUUUGCAACAGCAGCUUCUACGGGAACAAGCCCUUGUCCGUGAGGCCAAUCAACGAAACGAUUCCCUCUACAAGACCAUAGAGGAGAAGAGUCGAGCGCUAAAUGAGAGCACCAACGAGAUUGAGAAGUUGCAGAGCCUCACUCAGAAUCUUACCAAGGAGCGUCUGCGGCUUGAGGAGGAGCUGAGGAGUGCGCGACUGGAGCGAGACGAUGUGAAGAGAAGCUUGAGCACCAUCGACAUUGAAAGUGCUUCCCGAUUGUCUGCCAUUCAGUUCCAGCUGCAAACCAGCAAUAACAGAGCGCUGGAACUGCAGGAACUAAUCAAUGAACUGACUAAAGAGAGGGAAAGUUUAAGGGUGGAAAUUGCCCGAAUCCAAAAGCAAUUCACGGAGACUUCCAUGGUCAUCCAGCGAUCUGAUGCCAACUACAAAGAGAUUGUGCAAGAGAGAGAUAGUCUUUUAAUCAAACUGAAGCUUUCGCAACAGGACAAAGACAAGCAGCAGCGAUAUGAGGAGGAGCUCAGGCGCAUCAAACUCUCCUUGGAAUCUGAGACGAAGCAGAAGCAGCGUCUCCAGGAGGAAAUUGAUCGACUUACCAAGGAUUUCAAGUACUGGAAAAGCCAAUACGAGUUAAAAGAGGGGCAGAUCAGACAGAGUGAGGUAGAUAAAGACAAAGUUGAGAGAGACAGGGCCUCCUUUCUGAGCGAGAUCCAAAGAUUGACCGCUGAGCUGAGGAGUGUGGAAGACCGCUACAAGAAUCGUCUUCAGACCUCGGACAAGGAAAUCUUGGAGCUCUCCCGAAGGAAGGAGACUUUGGAAAUUGAACUGAGGAGGUUGCAACAGCGUCCGGUCGCAACCUGUACCUGUAAGAAUACGCAGACGGUUGAGGUUUCCAAGCCUGCCUGUGAGGGUAGCGUCCAGAAAUUCACAGUGAAAGGUCUGCGUGGAGAGGUCUCGCUCACGGAGCUAGUGGAUUCCGACUUGCUUGAUCAAACAGAUUUGGAUAAAAUAAACCAAGGAAAACUAACAGGCGAAGAUAUCGAGUACAGACUCAGAUCGUACCUGGGUGGCUCUGCGUGCAUCGCUGGUAUCUUCGAUGAGGCCAAGAAUAGGGUCAUUCCCUUUUACCAGGCUAUGAAAGAAGGUCUGAUUCGACGGGGAACCACACUGGAGCUCCUGGAGGCCCAGGCUGCCUCUGGUUUCAUAAUCGAUCCGGUCAACAAUGUGUGCAUGACGGUGGAAGAGGCGUGGAGGAGAGCUCUUGUGGGAAAGGAGUUUAAAGACAAGCUACUCUCUGCUGAGAAGGCCGUGACCGGAUACAAAGAUCCUGCCACAGGAAACAUAAUCUCACUGUUUCAAGCUAUUGAGAAGGAGGUCAUAGAGAAAGGUCACGGAAUUAGACUGCUGGAAGCUCAGAUUGCCAGUGGCGGCAUCAUAGAUCCCAAAGGGAGCCAUCGAAUUGAUGUGGAAGUGGCGUACAGGAAAGGCUACUUUGGCCGUGAAAUGAAUGAGAUUUUGUCGUAUGAUGGCGACGACACCAAAGGUUUCUUUGACCCCAACACCCAUGAAAACCUCACGUAUCUGGAUUUGAAAAAGCGGUGCAUCACAGAUCCUAAGACGGGGCUCAUCCUUUUGCCUUUGAAGGACAAGCAGAAGCCGAAGCAGGUGACCUCUCAAAAGAACACACUUCGCAAGAGGAGAGUGGUGAUCGUAGACCCCGACACCGGCAAAGAGAUGACCGUCCGAGAAGCGUUCCACCGAGAGUUGAUCGACUACGACACUUUUCUGGAGCUGUCCGAACAAGAGUGCGAGUGGGAGGAGAUCACCAUCGAAACUUCUGACGGAAGCAGACGUUUGCUUGUUGAUCGCAAAACUGGAAACCAGUAUGACAUUCAAGAGUCCCUAGAGAGGGGGAUUAUAGAUAGACAAACCUUGGAGAAGUACCGUGCCGGGACUGUGACACUCACUGAGUUUGCAGCGCUGAUCACAAGUAAAAGCAAUAGUUCGGAGCUCGCCAUCUGCUCCAGCAGUCCUGAAGAUAUUGCUACUUGCAGUAGUCCCACGCCAUCAUCUCCAACCGUCCGCAAACGCUUUGCCAGUGUAUCCAUUACACUCUCCCCUCCAUCUGAUAUAUUUGAUGACCACAGUCCCGUGGGGGCCAUUUUUGACUCCGAGACACUAGAGAAGAUAACCAUCUCCGAGGCACAGCGGCGGGGAAUACUGGACAACCUCACCGCUCAGCGCCUCCUGGAAGCCCAGGUUUGCACUGGAGGAAUUAUCAAUCCUUCCACUGGCCAGAGACUCUCUCUGAAUGAUGCUGUAAAACAAAGCAUUAUUGAUGAAGACAUGGCUGUCAAGCUAAAGCCAGCACAGAAGGCGUAUGCAGGGUUUGAGGAUGUGAAGACCAAGAGGAGACUUUCUGCCGCUGAGGCCAUGAAGGAGAAGUGGUUGCCUUACGAGGCAGGGCAGAGGUUUCUGGAGUUCCAGUACCUGACCGGUGGACUUAUAGAGCCAGUAAACGGCCACCGCUUGAGCAUCGAGGAGUCUAUCCGAAGAGCAUGGCUUGACGGCAGAGGGGCACAGAAGCUGCAGGACACGAGGAACUACAUUAAGAACCUCACCUGUCCUAAAACCAAACUUAAGAUCUCAUACAAAGAGGCCAUGGAUAACUGCAUGGUGGAGGAGACCAAUGGCAUGAAGAUGCUCCAGGCUACCUCCAUGUCAACUAAAGGCAUAAGCAGCCCGUACAACGUGUCGUCAGGACCGGGCUCUCGCACCGGAUCUCGCACCGGCUCGAGAAGUGGAUCACGUAGAGGCAGUGUUGACUACACCUCCUCUGUUUCUUACAGCUACACCUCAUCUUAGCUAUACGGCUAGUCGUGAUGCCUAUGCUUAGAGUGUACAAUUUAAAUUUAAGUAGGAUUUUAUAAUCAGGAGGAUUUCAGUAUGGGUUUGGGAUACAGAAUGUAGAUU